Messenger RNA from Leguminivora glycinivorella, 1005 nucleotides. Its product is annotated as inactive pancreatic lipase-related protein 1-like. The record is from RefSeq and is a predicted model, not a curated record. NCBI's taxonomy places the organism in Eukaryota, Metazoa, Arthropoda, Insecta, Lepidoptera, Tortricidae. The transcript has 5 exons. Gene Ontology annotation, molecular function: lipase activity. Bases 1 to 1005 code for a protein of 334 amino acids.
AUGUGUGUGUAUGCCGGGAUCCGGUUCGCAUCGUCCGACGACGGAACGGACGGAUACGGCACGGAGUGGCUCACCUACUACGAUGAGAAUGGAACCGAGCACACUAUGAACUUCUCUGCGUUGCCGGACGAUUUCACGGGCUGGAAGUACGGAGGCGUUUAUUUUUACCUCUACACCAGGAACAACCCAAACGAUCCAGAAAACUUGCAAAUAGAAAAGAAUGGUGAAAUAAGGAGCCAGUAUUUCGACGCCUCAAGAGACACCAAAGCUCUGACACACGGUUGGUUAUCCAGCGGCAAUGAUACCUGGAUACUUAUGCAGAAGAGCUAUUUCUUAGACGCAUCGGAUUUGAACGUGAUCAUAGUAGACUGGCAUGAGUUGGCAAGGGAACCGUCAUACGUGUUGGCGGUGUUAUCCACGCGGUACGUGGGUAAACGGCUCGCGAAGGUGCUGGAUUCGUUGGUGGACAACUAUAAUACGACGGGAGAACGAAUGCACUUGGCAGGACACAGCUUGGGGGCUCACGUAAUGGGAUACGCUGGCAUGUUUUUUAGUAAAGAUAUAUUUAGAAUCACUGGACUGGACCCCGCUCGUCCGCUGUUCGAAUUACCGCAGUUGCCGGACGAUUUCCGCCUGGACAGAACCGACGCCAUCUUCGUCGACAUCAUCCACACGUGUGCAGGAGUCCUUGGGUACAACGACAGCCACGGGGCCAUGGACUUUACCCCAACGGGGGAACUUCCCCGCAACCGGGCUGUGAAGGCGAUCGGGGACAUAGAGGUAAAGUGGCAAGACCACAGCCGGGCGUACGAGUACUUCUCAGAAUCCAUUCAAGGCGGCGCACCAUUCUCGUCCUACCUGUGCGGAGACUACGAGGCGUUCGAGCGCGGAGAGUGCAGCACCGACACGGCAGACAUGGGAGCCCCGGCUGCGCUGGGCACCGAGGGGAACUACUACCUGCAUACUAAUAACCAGUCUAAGUACGCCAUGGGAGACGAGUAUUAG